AUGAGGUUCCCGACCAAUCUCCUUGGCUUGGCUGCCCUAACCGCUGUAGCGGUGCAUCCCUGCUUAGGUCAACACGGCUCUAUCCUCAAAGUCGAGGUUGGAGCGGAUGACAAUCUCAGAUACAACCCUGCCAGCUUGGAAGCUCCAGUCGGCACCAAGAUUGAGUUUCACUUCUUCCCCAAGAACCACAGCGUCAUUGAAUCCUCCUUUGACAAUCCUUGCCACCCUCUGAGCAGCGACGGAUUUUCCUCCGGUUUCAUUCCUGUGACAGAAUCUCCGUCUAACACAACAUUCACUAUCAUCAUAAAAGACACUGAUCCUAUCUGGUUCUACUGCGCACAGGCAAAUCACUGCGAGAGGGGCAUGGUAGGCGCCAUCAAUGCGCCCAAGACAGGGAAGACUUUCCAGGCCUUCCUCGAUCUUGCGCAGAAAGCUUCUGAUAGUACCUCGCCUCCCAGUGAAGCCGCUGGUGGGACCUUGGGGUACAUCAAUGAUGGCAGUGCCUCGCCAGGAUGGGACCAAACCGCGGAACCUCUCGUAACUGCCCCAACAAACGAGGUCUUCACUACCGCUCCCGCACCGACUCGCACGACUCGCGCAUACACUACGAACGAGUAUAAAGUCACCUGGACCAGCAGUGGACACAAGUUCACAACCAUAGCAACCACUACUCAGUUUACCACCGCAAUCUUUGGUGUCAGCCCUACGUUGACUGGGGAGGUUGGCACGUCUACCAGUGAGGCGGUCGCUGCUUUUGCCACAGGUGUACCAGCAUACCAAUUUUGGCAAACUGGAAUGUGUAUCCUUGCUGUGGCGGCUAUGUUGUGA
Metarhizium robertsii ARSEF 23 is the source of this 828-nucleotide messenger RNA. Its product is annotated as extracellular serine-rich protein. Lineage: Eukaryota; Fungi; Ascomycota; Sordariomycetes; Hypocreales; Clavicipitaceae. The record is from RefSeq and is a predicted model, not a curated record. Bases 1 to 828 code for a protein of 275 amino acids. The transcript is spliced from 2 exons.